Necator americanus (New World hookworm) is the source of this 255-nucleotide messenger RNA. RefSeq lists its product as uncharacterized. Lineage: Eukaryota; Metazoa; Nematoda; Chromadorea; Rhabditida; Ancylostomatidae. The transcript has 3 exons. The record is from RefSeq and is a predicted model, not a curated record. Bases 1 to 255 code for a protein of 84 amino acids.
AUGGACACUGAUCCACAGUUGGCCCGAUUCCUUCAACAGCUCCAGUCAGAAACGCAAAGACAGAAGUUCACCGAGCAGGUGCACACGUUGACAGGCCGAUGCUGGGACGUAUGUUUUGCAGACUAUCGCCCACCAAGCAAGCUUGAUGGAAAAACUACCACAUGUCUUCAAAACUGUGUCAACCGAAUGAUCGACGCGAGUAACUUCAUGGUGGAACACCUACAGAAGUUGGAAGGUGGGAAAGGGACGAUUUGA